UGUGCAAGGUGAUAUUAAAGUUAAGACAAAGUGUGCUCGAUUCACAAAGAGCGUCAUUGUCCUCCUCGAUCGAGUGGAAACGUUGUUCGCCUGUGAGCAAACGUCGGGACUCAGUUGCCAUGUGAGAUAGAUUGUAGGAUACGGUGAUCCGCAUCGAAUCAUGAAAUCUCACGCAGCCAUGAGACUUCUGAUCCUCCUGUGCCUAGGUCGGGCACUGGGGAUCACUCCGAACGACGAUGGUGUUUUCGGUCGCAAGAAGUAUCCUCUUUCGACGAAGCACAACCAGCAAGACCGAGACGAGAACAUGAUACGACGUAUAGAGGAGGAAAUGCUGGCUCUCAACAAGUCCGGUGAGCUGCCUCGCGAUAAGCGCGCCCUAGGAAUACUUCUUCAGGGCUUUAUGGAGGCUCUAGGUUACACGGUCUCUCCUAUCCAACUAGGUUCCCUACCCAACCCGACCGCGGCUGCCCAGAUGCCCGCUCCAGCUGCUGCAGCAGCGCCACCUGCCGCAGGCAUGAUGCCAGCAACACCUAUGGGUAUGCCGCCGAUGAUGAUGAUGGGUAACGGCUCUGCAGCGCCACCUACACCUAGGCAGAGGGAGACUGUCAGGUUUACGGGAGUUUUGAACUUCGGCAACAACGUCAAUACCUCAAACCUGGUGACUCAUCUUGCCCAGUACGAGCAGCUAUUUCACGGUAACCGAACUGCGGCGCCACCAGCGGCUUCAUCGGCAGCUCCAGCACCCUCGGGACCACCGCCCGCACCGAAGCCGAGCAUAGACCCACGUAGUCAACCGCUGCCGGAGCCGCUCUUUGUCAAGAUCCCGUUGCCGAUCGUGCCCAACCUGCCGCCACCUCAACCACCUUCACCCAUGCCCAUAGAGAACACGUAUCAGGAGGAGUACACCAAGGAUCACGAGGAGGAGUACACCAAGGAUCACGAGGAGGAGUAUCACGGAGACAAGGAUGACUCCGAACGUCGAGGUAACCACGAAGACGAGGAAGAUGCUCACCAGUACAACGAAGAGUACGAGAACAAUCACGAGAAGUACGAUGAGCCCGAAGAUCGAAACUACGAGUACAAGCCUAACGAAGGUAGCAUCGAGACGAACAGUCACGACCAUGACGAUAACGAAUCAGAGCCUGAAUCACCGCCACCGGUAACGACGGUGAAGCCACAGGAGAAGACCACCGAAAAAGAGUACAAGAAAAACGAGAACGUGGUAAACUACAGCGUCGAGAGCAAAGAAAUUCACGAUCCGAGUGAAGUAGCUGAAGAGGCUCCACUGGUUGGUAGCAAGUUCAACCACGCCAUGUACGUCGGCGAGCCCAACUGGAAAAAGGAGCACGAGGAUCAUUUGUACAGACUAGCAGCCGAGCGGGAGGCUCAGGCCGAAGCUCUGGCAGAAGAAAACGCUGAGCGAGAAAAGAACAGAGAUCGUGAUCACAAGCUAGCGGGCGAGAACAAGGAGUUCCACGCCAGUCGUGAAAAGGAGAUCAGCGACAGAAACGAAGAACUUUCAGCCAGUUACGAGGAGGAUGACGAACCUACAGAGAAACCUUAUUACGACGAUGAUGACAAAAGCCGGGAACCUGACAAGGAAAGCUACAGCGACAGUAGGAAUAACAGCGAGGACGAAGACGAGGAUUACGAGCAGGAGACUAAGGUUUCCGAAAGACCAUCGUCUUUGGAAGCUUCGACCCAGAUUCCCAAAAAGGAGGAGAUCACUACCAAAGCCGAUGCUCGUAAGUACGAAAACUACCACGACGACGGACCUCGGCAAUACAACAAGAAUUACUACAACGAGGAUGAGAAAAAAACUAUCCCACCGGUGAUCUCGUACACGACCACACUGCCGAUCAGCUACAACCGAGAGAAGGUUCGCCAGGGCGAUCCACUGCGCGACAGCUACGGUCAAAACCUGGAGAAACCUGGUGGCAAGGUGGACGAACGCGUUGCAGGCUACUUCACCAUGUUCAAGAACCCCCAAACUGGAGUCUACGAUCCAACGAUAAUCCAGCAAUUCGGAAGCCCAGUUAGCGCCUCUUACGACAACAGCGACCUCGUCAGUGGCUUCCAGAAGAUCCAGAAGGAAUACGGUAGACCCGAGAGCAAGUACGAGGAGUACGAGAUCAAGGACGACGAUGACUACGGCAGCCACGAUGACAGUAGGCCAGAACACCGAAAACUGCCAGCAGAAGAAAUGAAACAUUUAAGUGAGCCAUCCUCGACUACCGAGUGCGACUGCAGCAAAGAGACCAGAAGGCCCGAUGGGCAUACCGAGGAGGCCAGGAGCCCUGGUUACACUGUGCCUACCAGUCUACCUCCUCCAACCAAACUUCCGGAUGCUUCGGUAAGCUACGGACCAUAUUACUCAACGGUAAACCACCUGUACGAUCCUCUGAGCAACGACCAGGGCAUCAUCGCCAGGCUUACAUCCUACUCGCCACCUACGACUCAGAGAUUCGAGACCAGAACUGACCUGGUCCAGAACCCUAACUUCGCGACUGUCCACAGACAGUAUCAGCAGACUUACUCGCCGACAGUGGUGACGCUGCCAGAGCGUGCCACUACUCAAAGUAUACUGCGGGAAACCGAAGUCAAGCAGAUCAGAGCCUGGCCUGCGCCAUUCGACUACGUUUAUGACAACAGCGAACACAGCGACGUUGUCCACAGAGGAUCACAGCAUCCCACGAGACAAACGCUGUUUGAGCCCACCAAAUCCGACUGCUAUCACCAAUCCCACUCGUUGCCACUUGGCAAAGAGGCGGACAGGGUCUACAAGAUGCUGAAACAAGCGAACAAUGACAGGUUCGAUCUACCGUCCUCUGCUCGUCCCACGAGGAGGCCUGACAACUCGAGGGAUAGCCGGAAGGUGAAACCAGGUGCUAAUCCAACUAUGAGGGUCAAUAUCUACGCGCCAACGACGACGCAGCCGACAAUCUGGGACAGUCGAAAAAGACCAACCACUACCGAACGUCCCGCAAUAAGGCAUCAUCAGCAUCAUCGUACCUACCCCUCAAUUCCAGAAACCCUAACACCUCAUCCAGGUAGUCUUCUGCGUCCUCCCGUGAGAAAUCCCGUCGCCUUCAACAACCAGUUCUUCAGGCGUCAGGACCAGAACCCAAGGCAGUCGAAUAAUAGACAGGUGAGCAGAACGAAACCCACCGCGAAGAAGAAGCAUCAGGUGAAGGACGAGUCGUUGAAAUACGUCGAGAAAGACGGUAUGCUGAUAAUACCUGAACCCACGCCAUACUACUACAACGAGAGGAUCGAGGAAUUCACGGAUGAGCCGCUGCUCAACGGCGAGAAAAUCAAGAUCAAAGAGUACAGGAACAGAAUAGCAUCGGUUAAGGUGUCCGAACUCAAACAGCAGCAUCCCGAGGGAUCGUCGCAAAUAGUACAGUACUCGAGGCACCUCUGA
Nasonia vitripennis (jewel wasp) is the source of this 3424-nucleotide messenger RNA. RefSeq lists its product as uncharacterized. The coding region runs from base 179 to 3424 and encodes 1081 amino acids. The transcript is spliced from 2 exons. NCBI's taxonomy places the organism in Eukaryota, Metazoa, Arthropoda, Insecta, Hymenoptera, Pteromalidae. The record is from RefSeq and is a predicted model, not a curated record.